Molecule: messenger RNA, 4375 nt
Organism: Mobula hypostoma (lesser devil ray)
Lineage: Eukaryota; Metazoa; Chordata; Chondrichthyes; Myliobatiformes; Myliobatidae
Gene: hpse2
Product: heparanase 2
Exons: 12
Coding region: 1-1863 (620 amino acids)
Biological process (GO): extracellular matrix organization
Cellular component (GO): membrane; extracellular matrix
Molecular function (GO): hydrolase activity, acting on glycosyl bonds
Source: RefSeq, a predicted model, not a curated record
AUGCCCGGUGGCUCAUUUCUCCACUGCAGCCUCCCUGGGAUUUUGCCAGCCCUUUGCUUGCUCGCAUCUCUCCCCAUGCUCGCUCGCCCCUCGACAUCGGCGCAGGUCGGGGAACGAAGAUCGCCGGCGGCAGGUCCCAGCCAUGCACGGAGGGGGAUGAAGACUCUUAUUCUGUUGGACGUGGACAUCAGGGGUUCAGUGCGAAGCGUCAGUGAAAACUUUCUGUCCGUUCAGCUCGACCCGGCGGUGCUGCACAAUGGUUGGAUUGAUUUUUUAAGCUCCAGAAAGCUGGUAACGUUGGCCCGAGGGUUGUCCCCCGCCUUUCUCUGGUUCGGCGGGAAAAGGACGGACUUUCUGCAAUUCCAGAAUCAUCGAAAUCUGGCGAAGCACAGAGGCGAGCUGGGGCCCGAUUACUACCUCAAAAACUACGAAGACGACAUUGUCCGGAGCGACAUAGCCCUGGAUAAGCAGAAGGGGUGUAAAAUCGCGCAGCAUCCAGACAUUAUGCUGGAGUUACAGCGGGAGAAGGCAUCGCAGAUGCAGAUCGUCCUGACCAAGGAACAUAUCUCCAACACCUACAGCAACAUCACAAUAACAGGUAGGAAGGCCAGCGCGGGCCCCAGCUGCUCCUUGGACAAGGGGGUGUUGGGGGCUUCGCCGGUUAACGGCGGUCCAGGCUCUUGUUUCUACCCAGCCAGGUCUCUAGACAAACUCUACAACUUUGCCGAGUGCUCUGGAUUACACCUGAUUUUUGGCCUUAACGCCUUGCAGCGGAAUCCUGACAACUCCUGGAACGGAUCCAGCGGCCUCAGCCUCCUCAAGUACUGUGCGGGCAAGAAGUACAAUAUAUCCUGGGAGCUCGGGAACGAGCCCAACAGCUAUCGAUCAAUGGUGGGGAGGACUAUCAACGGGAGCCGGCUAGGGAAGGACUACCUUCAGCUCAAGAGCCUGCUUCAGUCCGUCCGCUUCUACACAAAAGCCAGCCUGUACGGGCCAAACAUAGGCCGACCCCGGAGGAACGCUGCAGGUCUACUGGAUGGGUUCAUGAAAACAGCAGGAACAGUGAUCAAUGCGGUGACAUGGCAACAUUAUUAUAUCGAUGACCAAAUGGUAAAGGUGACUGACUUUAUGAAGACCCGCCUCCUAGACACUCUCUCAGAUCAGAUCGCCAAGGUACAGAGGAUUGUGAAUUCUCAUGCACCGGGGAAAAAGGUCUGGCUUGCAGGGGUUGGACCAGCCUGGGCUGGAGGGACAACCAACCUUUCUGAUACGUAUGCUGCAGGGUUUCUCUGGUUAAAUACACUGGGAAUGUCGGCCAAACAGGGGAUGGAUGUGGUGUUUCGCAAUUCGUUCUUCGAUCACGGAUACAACCACCUGGUCGAUCAGAACUUCAACCCAUUGCCGGACUACUGGCUUUCUUUCCUCUACAAACGCUUGGUGGGAACCAAAGUUCUGAGGGUGCAUGUGGCAGGUCUCCAGCGGAGACCCAGGCCUGGUCGAGUCAUACGAGACAAGCUGAGGAUCUACGCCCACUGCACGCACUCCCGCAACUACAAUUACCUGCGGGGAUCGAUCACCAUUUAUAUCAUCAACCUGCAUAGAUCGAGGAAGAAAAUCAAGCUGGCCGGAGCAUUGAGAGACAAGACUGUCCACCAAUAUCUCUUCCAGCCUUAUGGAGAUCAGGGGCUAUUAGCCAAAUCGGUACAGCUCAAUGGUCGCCUGUUGUCGACGGUCGACGACGAGACACUUCCUGAUUUAAGGCCAAGAACUCUACGAGCUGGGAGGAUCGUGGUGAUCCCACCUCUCUCCAUCGGAUUCUACGUGGUAAAGAAUGCAAACGCUCCCUCCUGCAAGUUUCGGUAGCCGUGUGGCUGGGAGACUGAGACCCUACCUCUGUGUCCUGCAGUGAUGUUAAAACCAACAACACCAAAAAAAAAUCAGCAGCUGACUGUUUCCAUCCCUCCCGGAAGCUCAUCUGAACCCAAGACUUUGGAUUCCUCUCAAGACUGGCACCACAGCCUUUGCCCAGCCUUCCUCCUGUCGUUCGGAGUUGGUUCUGCUGGUUGAGUUCAGCUCACGUCCUCCAGAGCACUAACAUUCUCAGUGAUGCUGCAAGAUUGAAGGAACCGUUAUCAACAUGGCAUCAUUUGGACAAUGCCUCAGUCCACAGAUCUCCACUGAGGCUCAAGCAUCUUCAGUGUUCAAAUUCAAGUUUAUUGUCAUUACUCCAUACACAUGUAUACAGCUAAAUGAAACACUGUUCCUAAGGGGCCAAGGUGAAAAUAACAGUACAUAUAGUUACAAUCCAGUACGGACAAUCACAAAUAAUAUUAGCACAAGCCCCUGAGUGGCAGGGCCUGAAGAUUGAUGGUGCAUGGGAAGUUGUCCUGGAGCCACGUUUCUGUAAGAAAAAGCACGUAGCAGUUCCUCAUCUCGUGCUGGGUCAGUUGUAGACAAAUAGUAGUCAGCUUGUCUUCCAGAGAGCGAACAUCAGAGAGCAGAUUAGCCUUUAACCCAGCAUGGAUUCCAGCGUGCUUGCUGCACUUCUGUUUUCUCAAACACUUUUUCCAAUGCCUCCUCUACGGGGUGGCUGUAACAGGUGAACCCACAGUAUGAGGGCAUGGUCCAUGCAAUAACCCAAGUCUACGCAGCUCCUUUGCCGUCAGUCUUGCUAAUGAACUGGACUUACAAAAUUUUGUAUUACUAAUGUCCAAUGGGGUCAUUCGAAUGUAGGAACAACAUUUAAGGCAAGCAGUUACACCUUUUGUUGGACCCAGAGAGGCCUCUAUGAAUAAGCACACCACAUCUUACUGAACUACAGGAAGAGUUAGUUAUCGUCCCGGUAACUCAAAUCUAAACUUGCCUGGAAUCUCAUCCAAGCAUGCAAAUGGUCGGUCCGUGUGAACGGAAUAAAUCUGCAGGUGUCUGAUCAGCUUCUAUUAGCCAUCCUGAUGAUUUCAUGGGUCCAGGUGUUUGACCAGCAUUUAUUGAUCCUCCCUUAACGUCCCCGAAUGAAGAAGCCUAAUAGGUCGUUUCACAGGGGAGCUACCUGAAGCUUGUACCAUCCAAUCCUGUGAUAAGGAGAGGAAGAAGAACCCUCCUGCCCACUGACCAGUGUUGAAGCAUUAGCGCAAAAGGUGACUGACCCAGGCAGGGGCGUAACUGAUGGUCACUUACCCUUGGCUCAGAUACAGAGGGUGGAUGCCCCGUUGUUAUCAGCAAACCCCGUUUGCAAAUGGAGGCAGCUGAUGGCACAGAUUUGAAAUCAUUGACUUAAACACACACACACAUUGUCCAAUCAUCCAUCCAGUAGCUUGACCAGAUCCAGGGUCGUCAACCAUCCCUCUUCCUCCACACAUGUCGCCUGAUCCACUGAGUUUUUAAUUUUUCUUUAUUUAUUUAGAGACACAACGCAGUAAGAGGCCUUCUGACCCAGCGAGCCCAAUUACAUCCACAUGACCAAUUAACCUACUGGCCCCUAUGUCUUUGGAAUGUGGGAGGAAACCAGAGCACUUGGAGGAAAUGUAUGUGGUCACGGGGAGAAAGUACCCUUUCAGGUAGUGGCAGGAAUUGUAACAGUGUUACGCCAAUCACUGCUCUACUGUAUCCAGAUUCCAACUUCUCUUGUGUCUCUGUCCAAUAGUUUAUAUUUGCCUGUAAUGACUUGCAAGUUAAUGCAGUACGGGAAGAGAUAAAUGUGCUCCAUUGAGCUGAUGUAAAAGCUCUCCUUUUUCAAGAACUCUGAUAAUCUGAUAUCCAAUUGAUCAACAAUCCCAAAGGCACAAGAAGUCGCAGAUGCUGGAAUCUGGACCAGCAAACAAUCUGCUGGAGGAAUUCAGCAGUUCAGGCAGCAUAUGUGGGUCUGCUGGUGGAAAGAAUGAUCAGUAUUUUGAGUCAAUGCCCUACAUUAGGGCUGAGGACGGAGAGGGGGAAUAAUCAGUACUAAAGAGAAGAGAGAGAGGUUUGAGACAGGGUCUGGAAGAUGGUAGGUGGCCGAGGUGGGGUGAUAGGAUGAUGUGGGGCAUGGUAGCAAAGUGGUUAGCAUAACGCUUUACGAUGCCAAUAAGAGUGGCUCAAUUCCUGCUUCUGUCUGUAAGGAGUCUGAAUGAUUUCCCUGUGACUACAUGGGUCUCGGCCCAAAAUGUCGACUGUACCUCUUCUGAUGCUGCCUGGCCUGCGCUGUCUGUAAGAAGUCUGCACGAUUUCCCUGUGACUACAUGGGUUUUCUUGGGUUUCCUUUCACAUCCCAACGUGAUACAGUUAGGGUUAGUAAGCUGUGGGCACAAUAUGUUGGCAUUGCAAGCAUGGCAAUGCUUGAGGGCUGUCCCCAGCACAUCCACAGACUGGCGCAAAUGACACAUUUCACUGUAUGUUU